This is a messenger RNA of Rangifer tarandus platyrhynchus (Svalbard reindeer), 1002 nucleotides long. NCBI's taxonomy places the organism in Eukaryota, Metazoa, Chordata, Mammalia, Artiodactyla, Cervidae. The record is from the annotation of a GenBank genome assembly.
AUGGCGCUGUUUCCUUGUUCAGCUGUUCCAGCCCUCAGGUUCUGGGGCCUGCGAGGUGCGCGGGUGUGGACCCGCUGGCCUCGGAUUACAGGUGGAGGAUGGCCCAUAUCUUGUUCCGCUGAUGCCUCAAGUGACACUGGAGGUGGAGGCCACAGUGAGAAGAAGUUUCUCCUGCAGGACAUCGCUGAGCUGAUUAAGACCAGAGCCUGCCAGAGGGUGGUGGUCAUGGUGGGGGCUGGCAUCAGCACACCCAGUGGCAUCCCAGACUUCAGGUCUCCAGGGGUCGGCUACUACAGCAUCCUCCGGCAGUACAAGCUCCCCUACCCUGAGGCCAUUUUUGAGCUCUCAUUUUUCUUUCAUGACCCCAAGCCAUUUUUCACUUUCGCCAAGAAGCUGUACCCUGGGAACUAUAGGCCUAAUGCCACUCACUACUUCCUCCGAUUGCUACAUGAGAAGGAGCUGCUUCUGCGGCUGUACACACAGAACAUCGACGGGCUUGAGAGAGCAUCUGGCAUCCCUGCCUCAAAGCUUGUUGAAGCUCAUGGAUCCCUUGCCUCUGCCACCUGCACCAUCUGCCGAAGACCCUACCCAGGGGAGGACUUCUGGGCCGACGUGAUGGUGGACAGGGUUCCCCGCUGCCCGGUCUGCUCUGGCGUCACGAAGCCUGACAUCGUGUUCUUUGGGGAGCCGCUGCCCAAGAGGUUCCUGCUGCAUCUGGCUGACUUCCCCAUGGCAGACCUGCUGCUCAUCCUUGGGACCUCCCUGGAGGUGGAACCUUUUGCCAGCUUGUCCGAUGCCGUGCGGAGCUCGGUUCCCCGACUGCUCAUCAACCGGGACUUGGUGGGGUCCUUGGCUAGGAAUCCUCGGGGCAGGGACGUGGUCCAGCUGGGGGAUGUGGUCCAUGGUGUGAAAAGGCUGGUGGAGCUUCUUGGCUGGACGGACGACAUCCAGGACCUCAUCCAGAGGGAAACUGGAAAGUUUGAUGGUUGGGACAGACUGUGA